GAAGCAACGAGAGAGAGAGAGAGAGAGAGAGAGAGAGAGAGAGAGAGCUUUGUCUCCUCCUUGGCUGCCAUUGCCAUGUUUUCCAUCGCUGCGAUCAAUGACACGGAUUCCAGCGCUUCUUGGGAGCCCCUUGCGCCGACGAAGGAAGCCCAGGAAUUUCAUGUUACUCAGACUUAUCAUGAAGGACUUCUUAAAUUGCAAGCUAAGGAUUAUGCAAAAGCCCGCGAACUCUUUGAAACUGUUUUAAAAGAUCCUCUGAUUUCAAGUUCUCAGGUUUACAAUAAUGCUACUGACAACCAUCUGUUACAAUUAAGGUUUCUGACAUUAAAGAAUCUUGCCACUGUUUUCCUUGAGCAAGGAUCCACCCACUACGAGAGUGCUCUUCGCUGCUAUCUUCAAGCUACAGAGAUUGAUGCUAAUGAUUCAGUUGUUUGGAAUCAAUUGGGAACACUGUCCUGCACAAUGGGUUUAUUGAGCACUUCACGAUGGGCCUUCGAGCAAGGGCUUCUAUGUAGCCCUAAUAAUUGGAACUGCAUGGAAAAACUCUUGGAGGUACUCAUUGCUAUUGGGGAUGAAGUUGCAUGUCUUUCUGUAGCAGACCUGAUACUAAGACAUUGGCCAUCACAUUCUCGUGCUUUGCAUGUCAAGAACACUAUUGAAGACAUGGAGCCAGCACCAUUUGCACCUCGUGGGAUUGACAAAUUAGAGCCAAAGCAUGCCAGACUUAAAUUUUCUGAAAAGAGAAAAGCAGAAGAUGAUGAAGUAGAUGGGGAUACUAUGCUGAAGAAGCAUAAACAAAACAUUGAGGUGGAGUUGGCUGGGGCAACCUGGACAGCUCUUGCAGGUGCAGUCCUGGGCAUUAUUCGUUUGAUUAGUGGGGAGGUUUCUGUGCCUGGAUUUGCACAGGAUUCUGGUAAUGAGAUGACAGAACAAGCUGCAUGCAAACAAGCAGAUGUUCUUUCUGGUGACACUAACACAGAGAAUGGAAACUUAGACACUAGAAUUCGUGAAAAAUGUGGAAGGCUCACAAACAUUAACAUAGAAUUAUGCUUACCUGCCAGUUCAAAAAUCCUAGCUGACACAUCAGAUGGGAAAGGACAUGUUGUGUCCCCGGUUAGCACAAUCACCUCACCUAACUGUAAUGGCUUUCGAAAAACAGGUAUAUUGAAUGAAAAAGAAAUCUGUGCAGAGAAGGAACAGCAUCAAGAAAGGCGAAGUACACGUCUUGAACGGCUUAGAAGUCGAAAAUCUGGGAAAGAAGACAUGGAAUUUGCAAAUACAAAGGAUCUUGAAAAACUUGUUUUCCAGUUUUUAGACCCAUUUAUUCUUAGUAGGUCAGAAACUAAGAACAGCAAAUAUACUGGUAUCUUAGAUAAUGCUUGCCCUGAGAUGCCUGCAUACUCUUCUGUCCAGGAAUACAAUGAUGUUGUGCAAUUCAUAUCUGAGACUUCACAGAACCUUGGUGCUUGCCACAUAGGUCAUUUGUUUUUGGAGAGGGUUGCUCAUGGAAAUAUCCCCUUCCAAGAGAAUUUUGAUAAGUUUCUGCAAUUGGAGAAACUGAUUAGGCACUGGGGACAGGACAGGACACCAUUAUGUAGUCUAUUUCUUGCUGAACUAUGUUAUGACCAGGGACAAUCAUUUGCUGAUGAAUCAAAGCGAUUAGAGUUAUAUACCGAUGCUUCUUAUCAUCUCUGCAAAGUAAUCGAAUUGGUAGCUCUCGAUUCUUCAAAUGACUUGUUUAGACCAUGGAGCCAAGUGAACAAUUCAAUGAACAACAUGGCAAUGGGUGGUACUGAUCAAACAGGCUCUCUUCUAAAUCAGCAAACUAUAAAUUCAAAUACAUCUUUGUCUGAUCAAGCUCAGGAUGGAAGCAUGUUAAUUGUUAAGGAUUCCCUCUCUCAAGAGUUCAGUGAUCAAGAUUGUAUUUCAAUUAAUGAUGACAUUUUCUGGGUCCGUUUCUUUUGGCUUAGUGGUCAUCUAUCUAUUUCUGGCUGUGUGGAGAAAGCACUCAGUGAGCUCGGCAUUUGCUUAUCAUUGUUGAGAAACAUCAAGAAAAUGAAAGAGACUUCAGGUGUUUUACUGCCCCAUUGUAGGUUUGUGAGAAUCCUUACUAUAGACAGAGUACUUCGUGAAAUUAACUUAUUGAAACUAGAAGCAUUUGCUAGAGAGACCACAAACAAAAUGAUGGAGAAAAAAAUGUAUAAAGAUUGCAUUGAGCUGCUUGCCCCGCUUUUACUUUCCACAAAGGAUGUUUUCCUUGAUGAAAUGGUUGGUGCUCCAAAAGAAAUUGAAAGGCUUGUAAAUGUGGAGUUAUCAGCAUUAGAUGUUCUCCUUUUGGCCUGUGAGAAGGUAGAACCAAUGGAUAUCCAUGUGUACCUGACCUCUUUUCGACGGAAAUUGAUUGUACUUUGUAUUGCAGCUGGUAUGGUAGGUCCUAAUGCAUUAGAAAAAUGUAAAUUUUUUUUGCCAAAUGUGGCUUCGGCUUUUGAUUUAGACCACAGAGACGCGAUAAGCAAGCAAUGGAUACAGAUGGUAGCUGAAGAAAUGAAAAAAAUAUCUCGAGGUGCUUCACAAGUAAAGAAUGCUCUUGAUCAGCUUGGUACUUAUGAUGGCUUCAAAGACCUAGUGUGUGUGAUUGGAGAAAUUCAGUCUCUUAUUCUGAAUGUAAUGUGUGGUGCUGUGAAAUUGAUUCUCAGCCAGAAAGCUCCUAAUUCAAGCGCCUCAAAGCAAAUGGAUCAAAUGGAGAUCUGGUGCCUUAUAGAUGCAGCAAUUGCUUUCUGCAAACUGCAACAUCUUGAUCCCUCUGUUCCUGUCAAAACUCAGGUUGAUUUAAUUGUGGCAGUUCAUGAUUUGCUUGCGGAGUAUGGACUCUGCUGUGCUGGUAGAGACAGCGCGGGGAAGGAAGGUUCAUUUCUGAAGCUGGCAAUCAAGCAUCUUCUGGCUCUCAGUAUGAAACUAAAAUCACUAAAUGGUAGGUUAGAAUCAGAGGCAAAUCAAAAGGAUGUAUCAGUUUCUCAACCUGACCAUGAGAAAACAGUUGUUACUGAAUCAAGGCUAAGCCCUGUGUUGGAAAUUCCUGCAAAGAGGAAUGAGGAAAUAGCACCUCUGAACAGUGAUGCUUCUAAAGGUUUGAGUGAGGAACAAAUUUUAACCUCUGAAGAACAGUUUAAUUUAAAUCUUGACAGUAAAAAUGAUAAGGGUGCUCAGUCUGAUACUGCUUUAAAGCAGAGUGAUGUUCCUGCUGAUGUAGAAGAGCUAGAGAAGGUGGAAUUGGGAAUUGAUAAUGCUUUGGACCAGAGCUUUUUAUGCUUAUAUGGACUUAAUAUCAAUCCAGAUUCCUAUGGUGAAGAUGACCUUGCCAUACAUAAAAACACUAGCCAUGGAGAUUAUCAAACUAAGGAACAAUGUGCUGAUGUGUUCCAGUACAUUUUACCAUAUGCAAAGGACCUAUCAAGAGCUGGCUUGGUUAAAUUAAGAAGAGUAUUGAGGGCUAUACGCAAACACUUUCCGCAACCACCUGAUGAAAUUAUGGCUGAAAAUGCAAUUGAAAAAUUCUUAGAUGAUCCUAAUUUGUGUGAGGACACCCUUGCUGAAUUACCUAGAUCAGGUAUAAGUCGGGAGCCCAUCUUAAAUAUAUUGUUUGCUGAUGGAAGAGGGCCUGAAUCAUUCAAGACUUCAUUAACUGCAAGCACUCAGCCAUACAAUGAGGUGUAUGGUAACUUGUAUUAUCUUAUGGCUCAAGCUGAGGAGACAAGUGCUACUGAUAAAUAUCCUGGCUUUGUACUUAAGAAAGAAGGGGAAGAGUUUGUUCAAGUUAAUGCUAAUCUUUUUAAAUAUGAUUUACUGUACAAUCCUCUGCGGUUUGAGAGUUGGCAGAAGCUUGCAAAUAUUUAUGAUGAGGAAGUGGACUUGUUACUGAAUGAUGGAAGUAAGCACAUCAACAUCAUGGAUUGGAGAAAGAAUUCUUCCUUGACUCAGAGAGUUGAAUGUGGUCGAAGACGAAGUCGCCGAUGCUUACUUAUGAGUCUGGCCCUUGCUAAGACUCUAGAUCAACAGAGCCAAAUACAUGAAUUGUUGGCUUUAGUAUAUUAUGACAAUAUCCAAAAUGUAGUGCCACUUUAUGAUCAAAGAUCUAUACUACCAACAAAGGAUGCAACAUGGAUGAAAUUUUGUCAAAACUCAAUGAAGCACUUUGAGAGGGCUUUUGCGCUCAAACCUGAUUGGAUUCACGCAUUUUACCUUGGAAAGCUCUGUGAAAAGAAGGGAUUUGCAUCAGAGAGAGCAUUAUCCUACUAUAGCAAAGCUGCAUCUUUAAAUUCUUCUGCGCUUGAUCCUGCAUAUAGGAUGCAUGCAUCUCGCUUGAAGUUACUCUACACUCAGGGUAAAGAGGACAUAAACAUUAUCCAGGUUGUUGCUGCAUACGCCUUCAGCCAAUCAGCGAAAGAGGCAGUUUUGAAUAUGUUUAAGUGGAGCAGUCAAGAUCCUCUGCACUCAGCUUCACAUGAGAAGGAUGCAUGUCUUUCAGAUGAUCAGAAGAAUGAAGAGAAAAAAAUUGAACCUCAUCUGUUGGAUGAAGCUUGGCACAUGCUUUAUGAUGAUUGUCUCUCAGCACUUGAAAUUUGUGUGGAAGGGGAAUUGAAACAUUUUCACAAGGCUAGAUACAAGCUUGCUCAGGGACUGUAUAAAAGGGGUGAGGGUACUGACCUGGAAAGGGCAAAGGAUGAACUUUCCUUUUGUUUUAAGUCAUCUCGAUCUGCUUUUACAAUUAACAUGUGGGAGAUUGAUGGUACUGCUAAAAAGGGGAGGAGGAAAAAUCCGGGCCUUGGUGGAAAUAAAAGGGUCCUGGAGGUCAGCUUGUCCGAAAGUUCUCGGAAAUUUAUUACUUGUAUCCGGAAGUACAUAUUGCUGUACUUGAAUUUGUUGGAGAAGACAGGAGAUUUAUGCACUCUUGAGAGGGCCUACAUUUAUCUCCGAACAGAUAAGAGGUUCUCUUUGUGUCUGGGAGAUAUUGUUCCAAUUGCCCUCGGAAAGUAUAUUCAACUCUUGUCAUCAAUUAUCCGUAAUGCUGAAAGUCAUGGCUCAUCUGAUAAAAUCAUCUCUCAUGAGCAAAUGCUAGAUAGGAUGUUUACGACAUUGAUGGAUCACGUGCACCUAUGGUCAGAUAUAAGUAAUAUGCCUGAGGUGAACUGCCCAGAUUUAUCAGAGAGCAACCUCUGUGGUUAUAUCCACCAAUACAUUCACUUGUUGGAGAGUGACACUCGAUCAGAUACACUUGAAGCAGUACACGAGAAGAUCCGCAAACGUUUCAAAAACCCAAAAUUAUGUUCUGUUAACUCUGCUAAAAUAUGCAAGCAUGCAUCUUUGGCCUGGUUCCGUUCUAUUCUAAUGAAGUUGGUCUCCAUCACACCAUUGCCUGAUUCAGAGCAUGUAAGUGAUCAAGUUAAUGAUCCAGAAAAUGAACUACUUUAUGCUGAUCUUGAACCUGAUGAACUCUUGAGUUCAUCUGUGGAAGGGGCUCAUUCUAAGGGCAUAGAUAUGAAUUGGUACGAGGCUCUAUCAAAAAUCAAAAAUAUCCAAAUCAGGCAAGCAUCAGAAGAAAACAUAGAAGCUGCAUCUGCUUUAAUGAGAUGUUCCUAUAAUUUCUAUCGUGAGAGUUCUUGUGGUGCUCUCCCAUCAGGUAUUACUCUAUACUUAGCUUCAUCAUCGAAGGUUCCAGAGGGAGGCAUACAUCAAAUAAGAGAUGGCAACCUUGGCAUGAGUGUCCUUGACCUGAGUAUCCCAAGAAAGCUUCUUUUGUGGUCAUACACACUUGUGCAUGGCCGUUACUCAAACAUCUCUGCAGUCGUAAAAUUCUGUGAAGAUAAUGCAAAGUCAAGGUUGAGAAGGGGAAUUGCAACAUAUUCUGUUGGGCAGCCUGCAAGUGUAACCACAGGUUACAAUCAUCCAGGUGGAGGCAGAGAAAGAAAUGAUCGAGAUGAGUACGGUGAUUCUGAGGAUAAUCCAUCCAGUACGCCACCAUCAUCUUCACAUCAGGAGGAACCAAUGCAUGCCUCUACUUCUCUUGGUGCCAUUGAACCUGGAAAACAUUUUGAUACUGGUCCCCAACUCCAAAAGUGCAGCUCAUCCAAAUCAAUUGAAAAUGUGCAAGAAGAGUGCAAAGGAAAACCUGCUGAUUAAAAUAUUAACAUUACUUUCAAUUAUGUAUAUUUAUUUUUGCUCCUGCAUCUGUAGAAUGAGAGAGCUGAUCAAUCAAAAGGUGAAGGUGAUUUUGGUA
This is a messenger RNA of Dioscorea cayenensis subsp. rotundata (Guinea yam), 6274 nucleotides long. RefSeq names its product calcineurin-binding protein 1. Gene Ontology annotation, biological process: chromatin organization. Gene Ontology annotation, cellular component: nucleus. Gene Ontology annotation, molecular function: protein binding; nucleosome binding. Lineage: Eukaryota; Viridiplantae; Streptophyta; Magnoliopsida; Dioscoreales; Dioscoreaceae. The record is from RefSeq and is a predicted model, not a curated record. The transcript has 19 exons. Bases 76 to 6177 code for a protein of 2033 amino acids.